Molecule: messenger RNA, 534 nt
Organism: Fusarium verticillioides 7600
Lineage: Eukaryota; Fungi; Ascomycota; Sordariomycetes; Hypocreales; Nectriaceae
Exons: 3
Coding region: 1-534 (177 amino acids)
Source: RefSeq, a predicted model, not a curated record
AUGAACAGUGAUGCAGUGAUUGCUGCGGUUUUGCUGUUUGUCAAUUUAGACGUUGUUGAGUUUGGUGGGCGAGGCUGGAAGUAUCACCUGCAGGGAGCUGAAGAGCUCAUCAGAAUUCGGAAGCGACUUGUGAAACGCAACUCGGAAGAUUGGCUGCAGUAUUUUGACACUGCUUGUACGACCUUCGGUAUACUCGGCAGUACCCUUGUUCCGUUAAAUUCACUGCGUGUAGAACCAGUGCCUUUCGACGCUGGCUUACUACAGACACUUCGGAGAUCCGAGCAACAGACAUGGAUCGGUUGUCCGGCAGACCUACUUUUCUUACUGCACGUCAUGAAUACACUACGUGCUGUAUCAAAUCAUACUAGCCCGGCAGACCAAACCGUCACUUCAAUUCUUGAUGGCUUGGACAGUUUCUCGCCGCGAUUCUGGGCGCAAGACUUUCAGAUCCUCAGCAUCACGAAUCAAGAUAUCAUCUCGCCCAAGCAUACAAAGCGGCGAUACCAGCAAGCGAUUUCCAUAUCAAGAGCUUAG